Messenger RNA from Ixodes scapularis (black-legged tick), 942 nucleotides. RefSeq lists its product as uncharacterized. The transcript has a single exon. The annotation marks the transcript as partial. The record is from RefSeq and is a predicted model, not a curated record. NCBI's taxonomy places the organism in Eukaryota, Metazoa, Arthropoda, Arachnida, Ixodida, Ixodidae.
CUUGUGGAUGUUUUUGAUGGGACUGCAUUUAAGGACCAUGCAUUUUUUCAGGGGUGUAGAUCAAAAAUUUGUAUUCAACUCUAUUCAGAUGAAUUCGAAGUGUGUGACACACUUGCAAGUAAACGGGGAAAGCAUAAAAUGAUUGCUGUGUAUUAUUCCGUGCUGAAUGCUCCCACAGCAUUAAACUCUCGUCUUUCGCAAAUUCAUUUAGCUUUGCUUGUAAAUGAAAAACUUGCACUUAAACAUGGUCUAGACAAGGUGUUUGAGCCAUUGAUUGAGGACAUUUUGUACUUGGAGAGUACAGGAAUUGUGGUGCACGGAGAAACAGUCAAGGGAUCUGUGUUGUUUUUAACAGGCGAUAAUCUUUCUUGUCAUCGCAUUGGGUGCUUUAAAUGCAGCUUUAGUCACGGCCGCAUCUGUAGGUACUCUCUUGCUUUGCGUCAUGAAAUCUCUGCUAAACACUCGGCUACCGAUUUUAUUAGACGCACUCCCGAAGGCCAGAUGUACCACCUCAGAAUGAAGAUUAAUGGUGUGUCCACACUCUCAUUGUAUGGGGUGAAGGAGGCAUGUCCUCUCACAUUUACUGGCUUUCAGCCAACUGAGCACCUGCCUCCUGACGUCAUGCAUGACAUUCAUGGGGGAGUUCUUCCUUUUGUUUUAAAACAUGUGCUUUGUUCUUUAAUCAUAUCGGGCGUGGUUUCAUUGAGCGAUCUGAAUGCUGCUGUUUCAGAGCAUUCCUAUGCUCCUUGUGACAGAAAAAACAAACCCGAGAUCAUUUCGAUGGAUUAUAUCAGGGGGAAAGCAAACAUGAAAGGCAACGCAUCUCAGAUCUGUUUCUUCAGGCAUCUUGCCCUAUAUGUGGGAGGGUGUGUUCCAUGCGGACACGACGUGUGGAAACUGUACCUUUCUGUCGUAGCGCGAGCGUUCUUAUCUAGUCGAUAA